Molecule: messenger RNA, 1203 nt
Organism: Manihot esculenta (cassava)
Lineage: Eukaryota; Viridiplantae; Streptophyta; Magnoliopsida; Malpighiales; Euphorbiaceae
Product: non-classical arabinogalactan protein 31
Exons: 2
Coding region: 93-986 (297 amino acids)
Source: RefSeq, a predicted model, not a curated record
CCAUUUCCAUCUCUCUCCUCCUCUUCCUCUCCCUCUCCCUCUCUAGGUUCUUACAGAACCCAGGAAAAAAAAAAAAAGAAAAAAGAAAAAAAAUGGGAGUUGAUUUUGCUAAAGCUGUUGUGCUAGUGCAGCUUUCGCUGCUAUGUUUCACUGUUUUUGGUGAUAAAGAGAUAGAGGCACUGGCAGCGUCGCCUAUUCCCCCACACCACCAUGCCUCCUCCCCAGAAGUCUCACCGAGCCGCCCGCCGACUCACCCUCACCACCAUCACCAUGCACAUCCACCUAGUCUUGCACCGUCUCACCACCACCACCACCUCCACCUCGGUCACCCUCCCUCUCAUGCCCCAGCUUACUCUCCCCUCAAGUCUCCAGCUUAUGCACCAGUCCACCCACCAAUCCCACACUCACAUCCUCCUGUCCAGCCUCCCGUGGCUUCUCCACCAAAAAAUCAACUAACACCGUCUCAUACACCAAAAUACCCACAACCACCUGCGGUUCAGCCACCAAAACACUCACAUCCACCGGUUGCUCAACCACCAAAACACCCACAGCCCCCGGUUAAACCACCGGCUCCGUCACCAAGCUAUCACUUCCCAAGGAGCCUCAUUGCAGUGCAAGGUAUGGUAUAUUGCAAGUCAUGCAAGUACCCUGGGGUUGACACACUCGUGGGAGCUUCACCACUUCCUGGCGCUACGGUAAAACUACAGUGCAAUAAUACCAAGUACUCACUAGAAGCCAAGGCCACAACGGACAAGAACGGCUAUUUCUUCCUCCAAGCACCAAAGAAAAUCACCAACUACGGGGCCCACAAGUGCAAAGUGUCACUGUUCUCUGCACCAAACACAGCAUGCAGCAAACCAACGAAUAUGCACGGUGGAGUUAGUGGUGGAAACUUGAGGGCUGAGAAGAAAUACGUUUCAAAUCAGCUUCCAUUUGUUCUCUACACAGUUGGUCCUUUUGCCUUCGAACCCAAGUGCCCACGUUAAGUAUUGUUUGCGUGUCAGCAGUUCAUUACAGCUUUGUUGCCCUUCUUUUUCAUUUAGAUUAUAAUUUGGUUCGAGCUUUCCCUGUAUGUGUCUGUAUUUUUAAUGAGAGUUUGAUCAGCUUCUUACCAUUAGUGGUCAGUGGUGUUUUUGUCUGUGGGAAAUAAAUGAUAUCUGUAUCCAUAUAGAUUAGUAAUGAAUCACUUGCUGCAUGGUUUAA